AUGCUGCUGGAUAUUCAGCGCAAGUUCUUCUCGCGAUCCGAGCGCGUCAAGUCGGUGGACUUUCAUCCGACGGAGCCGUGGCUGCUUGCGGGUCUGUACAAUGGCACCGUGUUCAUUUGGAACUACGAGACGGGGGCCGUCGUGAAGACGUUCGAGGUCGCGGAUGUGCCGGUGCGCUGUGUGCGCUUUAUUGCGCGCAAGAACUGGUUCCUGGCGGGUAGUGACGACUUCUUCCUGCGCUGCUACAACUACAACACGCACGAGAAGGUUGUUGCGUUUGAGGCGCACCCCGACUAUAUCCGCAGCAUCGCGGUGCAUGCCACAGGCUCGUAUGUGCUGACGGGCAGCGACGACAUGACGGUCAAGCUGUGGGACUGGGAGAAGGGCUGGCGGCUCAUGCAGACGUUCGAGGGCCACACGCACUUUGUGAUGGACGUGUGCUUCAACCCCAAAGACUCGAACUCGUUUGCGUCGGCGUCGCUCGACCGCACCGUCAAGGUCUGGACGCUCGGCGCGGCGGCGGCCAACUUUACGCUCGAGGCGCACGAGAAGGGCGUCAACUCGGUCAACUACUACCACGGCGCGGACAAGCCGUACAUGGUCACGACGAGCGACGACCGCACGGUGCGCGUCUGGGACUACCUGAGCAAGUCGUGCGUGCAGACGCUCUCGGGCCACACGUCGAAUGUGUCGUUCGCCGUGUUCCACCCCUCGCUGCCACUGCUCAUCUCCGGCUCGGAGGACGGCUCGGUGAAGCUGUGGCAUGCCAACACCUACCGCCUCGAGUCCACGCUCGACUAUGGCCUGGAGCGUGUGUGGUGUAUUGCGUACAAGAAGCAUAGCCACGACAUUGCGCUCGGCUACGAUGAGGGCGCAGUCGUCGUCAAGCUCGGCAAGGAGGACCCGUGCGUGAGCAUGGACGUGAGCGGCAAGGUGGUGUAUGCGCGCCAUGCCGAGGUCCUUAGCGCGAACCUCGGCGCGGCCUCGGAGAGCGAGCUGGUGGAUGGCGAGCAGGUGCGCAUAGCGCCGCGCGAGCUCGGCACGACGGAGGUCUUCCCCCAGCUGCUGGAGCACUCGCCGAACGGGCGCUUUGUCACCGUGCUGGGCGACGGUGAGUACACGAUCUACACGGCGCUCGCAUGGCGCAACAAGGCGUUUGGCUCGGCGCUCGGCUUUGCGUGGGCGGCCGACUCGACCACGUACGCAGUGCGCGACAACUCGUCCGCGCGGGUGCGCGUGUUCAAAAACUUCAAGGAGCAGAGCGGGCUUGUGCUGGUCAACUACGCGGUCGAGGGCAUUGCCGGCGGCGCGCUGCUGGCGGUGCUGGGCGUCGGCUUCCUCUGCUUCUACGACUGGGCGACUGGGGCGCUCGUGCGCCGCAUCAACGUCGAGGCGCGCCAAGUGCUCUGGUCGACCACGAACGAGCUGGUGGCUGUGAUCACCGCCGACUCGUUCUACGUGUUGCGCUUCCAGCGCGCGGCGCUCGAUGCGGCGCUCGCGAGCGGCGAGUCGCUCGGCGACGAUGGCAUCGAGGACGCCUUUGAGGUUGUCGCCGAGAUCAGCGAGUCUGUGCGCAACGGUCGGUGGACAGGCGAGUGCUUCCUGUACACGAACUCGGCGAACCGGCUGCAGUACCUGAUUGGCGAGCAGACGUAUACGAUCCGCCCGUGCGACCACCCGCUGUAUGUGCUAGGCUACCUGCCUGCGGUGAGCCGCGUGAUAGCGGCCGACAAGGACAUGCACCUGUACAGCUUCGCGCUCUCGCUGGCGGUGGUCGAGUACCAGGCAGCGGUGCUGCAGGGCGACAUGGCGCGCGCAGACGCGCUGCUGCCGCAGGUCCCCCCGCUGCAGCGCGGACGGGUGGCAAAGUUCCUCGAGGCGCAGGACAUGCCGGAACGCGCGCUGCAGGUCGCCACGGACGCGGACCACCGCUUCGACCUGGCGGUGCGGCUGGGCGAGUUUGAGCUGGCGCUCGAAAUGGCGCAGAGCGGCCCGCCGUCCGGCGCCGAGGCGCGCUGGCGCACGAUUGGCGACCAGGCGCUGGCGCGCUGGAACGUGUCGCUCGCGCAGGCGUGCUAUGAGCGGGCGAACGAUAUGCACUCGCUAUUCCUCCUAGCCACAGCGCAGCAGGACGCAGCGCUGCUGCGGCAGGUCGCAGCGGCAGCGCGCGCCCAGGGCGCGCUGAACCUCGCUGUGGCCGCACUCACGCAGGUGGGCGACGCAGAGGGCGUCGUGGACGUGCUGGGCGCCGCGAAGCGGUUCCCCGAGGCGGCGCUCUUUGCGCGGACGUAUGCGCCGGCGCUGGUGCCGCGCGCCGUCGACGCGUGGAAGCAGUCGCUGGCAGCGCCGCAGAGCGAGAAGCAGCAGCAGAUGGCCGAGCGGAUUGGCCACCCGACCACGAUGCCCGAGCUGUUUCCCGAGAUAGGCCCGUAG
Malassezia sympodialis ATCC 42132 is the source of this 2433-nucleotide messenger RNA. RefSeq names its product coatomer subunit beta' (gene SEC27). NCBI's taxonomy places the organism in Eukaryota, Fungi, Basidiomycota, Malasseziomycetes, Malasseziales, Malasseziaceae. Gene Ontology annotation, cellular component: COPI vesicle coat. Gene Ontology annotation, molecular function: protein binding; structural molecule activity. The record is from RefSeq and is a predicted model, not a curated record. Gene Ontology annotation, biological process: endoplasmic reticulum to Golgi vesicle-mediated transport; intracellular protein transport; intra-Golgi vesicle-mediated transport.